AGGAUGAAAGAGAAGGCGAAAACCCGCCAGCCAAUGACGUAUCAGAUACAAUGUUCAAUUUUUCGAACGUGUUGUUGGGAUCUCGUUACAAUCGUGAAACACGAAAUACUCACAAUAUUCACUCUACGACCGCUAGCAACAACGAGACGUAGGUGACGAUGGCAAAGAACGAUGUUCAAGGGGUUGCAGGUUCUACUGCUAAACCACUUUCCGCUUGGGAGAAACGGAAACAAUAUUCGAAGCAACUCAACACCAAUGCCCAACGAAGCAAGCAGAAUGCUACGAUCCAAACAGUUUGCCAGAACAGAAAAGAUGAUAAAGGAAACGUUUUGGCAAAUAAACGAAGGAUAACGACUGCAUUUUGUAGGAAGGAUGACGAAGGCAGUGUCAUGAGACCAGCAGGUGGACCCACAAAACGGCGCAGACUUGGUGUUACAGCAGCUCCAGUACCAAGUGCAAGCAAGACCACUGUACCGCUACAUAAACCAGGCCCUUCCAAACAGCACCGUGGAGCGUUGAAACCCAGUGGCAGGCCUACAACUUCUACAAAAUCGCAAAGGACAGUCCCAGCUGUAAAGAACACAAAGCCAGCACCAUCAAUGCCCAAGGCAGUUGUGCAGACAAAGAAAGUGAUCGACAGGAGGCCACUUUCUGAAGUUGCAAAGCAGAAGAACACUACCAAGCCAACGGUCAAAAGCAACGACACAAAAGUUGCUGGGAAGAAAACAGUCCCGAUGGCAACGUCGUCUUCUGCUAAGGUCCCCUCGAAUGGCAAUCAGGGGCCAUCCGGUAAACGCAGUCGUCCUUCGAGGCCAGCGGUCCCAGUCCGGAGACUGAAUUCCCAAGGUGCAGCUUCCAAGCCGUGUAAUGAUUGGACACAACUGUCCAAGCCACAAACCGUACCAAGGAAGCCUGCAAAAGAUUUGAAGGUCAGCAUGUCCAAGCCGCUUCAUCCAAGAAAAUCAAUUCUAGCAUCGGGGCGAAGGGAAGCCGACAAAGCAAAAAGGGUGUCUAUGAAAAUGACCCCAGAAACAAUGCCGCCUAUGCCCAUACUGGAUAACUCGACUCCAAAGGGAGUACCUUUCCCAAACUCUGCCGAAGAGUUCAACGACAGAAAGCUUUCCAAAUGUGCUGGCAGCACACCAUACAGGCAGUCGAUCAUGAAGAAAAAGUCUACACCCGCAGGCACCUCCGUGAGAAAGUUGAGGAGUCGCGUCUCGUUCAGGUCCCCGGCCGAAAUCACACCAGCUAAAGAGACUUCAUUUCACGCUCACUCUCCUGCUCCUACUCCGUACCGUUCUGCCGAAGAAAGCAUUGCGACAACAAAUUCAUCCACGGAUGACGUGUACGAGACUCCUUACGUCGACCACGUUGUGAGAAAGUCCACCGGAGAAACGCCUUACAGGCUCUCCGACGUCAAGACGGACUUGAAUCGAGAAAUGACUGAAUCCGCGGGGUCGACGCCUUUCAAAGUAAUGUCUGCCGAACCUGCUGAGAUUCCCGAUGAAACUGUCGAAGACGAGUUGAACGGUACGUUCACGAUGGAAACUGACGAGAAUGAAGAGGCGGGAGAUGCGAGGGCGGAUACAUCUACGCGUCAACCGCUGUCGUGUCUAAAGACAGACACGAACGUUGAGGAAAUAAGUAAGAAUGUGGCACGCACUCGUAAGUCUGUCUCCUUUGUCGUUUCCAAAAAGAAGAGGACAGCAACGCCACUUCGAAAGACUCCUCAUAAGAGCGAUGCAAGCAGAUCGUCCCACUUGGUCUCGUGGCUAGAAAAACGGGGACGCAGCAUAUCAAGCUAUCGGCAUCUGCACUGCCUCGGGGCAGAGCCGAACAGUUCACUUCAUAAGCACUCCUCAACCAAAAGGGCGAGAAAAUCUACUCCGAAGGCUCGCCACAGUGCCAAGAAAUCGGACUUAGGCGCAUCACCCUCUCUUCAACCACAGGCAUCCGAGGAAGUGAAUGGAACCACGGACAUCGCGAGUGUUCUAAAGGAACUGUACAGUCUGCUUAAAAAUGGUUACUCGUCGGACCAUGUCCACGCGUGGCUCGAUGCUUUGGACAAGGAAGUUGUGCAGUCCUAUCCAGCAUACUGGAUGUGUCGUUCUCUUGCGUGUGAAAACUCGCAGGAUUUCACUGCGGCACUCAACUGGCUCAUGGAAGGGUUGGAGCACUUGAAAGUGGCUGACCAGGAGCUGCUGCAGGAGCUAGAGCUGCUGGUGAAUCGUGCUUCAGCAAAAGAAAAUACGAGUCCCACCUCUUCUAAAAAGACUGCACGCAGGAAGCUGAGAGCCAAUGACGUCUCUCCAGCCAACAUCUUUGAAUCUACGCGGCUCGACUACGCAGUGUUUGAGGACAGCCAUAUCAACAGGAUCUGUGCUGCAGCUGCAGGGAACAAGACUACGGCUCGUGCAGUCAUGACACCAGUGCGUCGCUCAACGAGAACUCGUAAAAAUGUCUCGAAGGUGAAGACGCCGCAAGCAGAUCUUCUCUUCAAAAAGAAUCCUGCUCUUAGCUGCUAACUCCGCUACGCAUCUUUUGAGAAUUUUAUGCGUGCCUUUUUUUGUGUGUAAAGAUUCGUUGCACUCGGUGACUUGCUGUAGUAUUUUAUCGGACGUAUUUAAUCGUACCACUGCUGUCAAUCAAUCCUUUGAACAACAGUAGCAUUAGCGAGCAUUUUAGCCUUUUAGCUAUGAAUAUGCUAUUAUAAGAAGAGCUUCCCCAGACGGAAGAGGUUCAUUCUGUGUAUAAUAAACUGCUUUAUAUUCCCUUCA
Ornithodoros turicata is the source of this 2777-nucleotide messenger RNA. Its product is annotated as proteoglycan 4-like. The record is from RefSeq and is a predicted model, not a curated record. The coding region runs from base 159 to 2525 and encodes 788 amino acids. Lineage: Eukaryota; Metazoa; Arthropoda; Arachnida; Ixodida; Argasidae. The transcript is spliced from 12 exons.